UGCCUGCCUGCCCUGUGGAUUUAAACUUGGCAACUGAAUGGAAAAGAGAGAAAGGGGACCAAAGAAAUAAAAUAAACAGGCUAAGUGUGGAAGUCUGCUGGUGGCAGUGAAGCAGUGAAAUUCCCCUUUUGCCUUCAGAAGAAUUUCUUGGCUUGCUGUGUGGGUGACUGCUGUUUGGAUUGUUGCAGAGGAUUUGGACUUUGAAUCAGACAAAGCACUAAUGAGGAGGAAGAGGAUGGACGUGCUGCUCCAAAGGACGUGGGCCGGGCUGCUCCUGUUGGUCAUGGUCUGUGACGUAUGCCUGUGCCAAAAAACCAGAAUUAAUCGCUGCGUGGCCUCCAGAGCAAGAAGCUGCACAGAGUGUAUCCGAGUGAGCAAGGACUGCUCCUACUGCACGGACGAGACCUUCAAAGAAUCCCGCUGUGACCUGAGAGACAACCUGGUGAGCUAUGGCUGCAGCGGGGCCAGCAUUGUGUACGUGAGAGGAGAGAUGCUGGUGCAGCAGAAUUUUAGCAUCGACACGUCUCUGAAGAAAACCCAGGUGUCCCCACAGCGGAUGUUCAUGCGGCUGAGAGCUGGGGAGGAGGCCAGCUUCAACAUAGACGUCUUCCAGCCCCUCGAGAGUCCUGUGGAUCUCUACAUCCUCAUGGACUUCUCCUACUCCAUGUCUGACGACUUGAACAACCUCAAAGAGAUGGGCCAGAAGCUAGCCGGAUUCCUGCAAGACCUGACCUCCAAUUAUACCAUCGGAUUUGGCAAGUUUGUGGACAAAGUCUCGGCUCCACAAACAGACAUGAGACCUGAGAAGCUGCGAGAGCCCUGGAGGGACGCCGACUCGCCCUUCUCCUUCAAGAACGUCAUCCGCCUGACCAGCAACAUCCAUCAUUUCAGCCAGGAGCUGAUGAAAGAGCGCAUCUCCGGCAACCUGGACGCCCCGGAGGGGGGCUUUGAUGCCAUCCUGCAGACGGCUGUUUGCAAGGAGAAAAUCGGCUGGCGGACUGACAGCACUCACCUGCUGGUGUUCUCCACCGAGUCCGCCUUCCACUAUGAAGCUGACGGCACCAACGUCCUGUCAGGGAUCCUGCCGAGGAAUGAUGAGCAGUGUCACCUGAACCGAGCGGGCACCUACACCUACGACACCAAGCAGGACUACCCCUCUGUGCCCACCCUGGUGCGCCUGCUGGGCCAGCACAACAUCAUCCCGAUCUUCGCCGUCACCAACCACUCCUACAGCUACUACGAGAAGCUGCACAAGUAUUUCCCCAUCUCGGAAAUCGGGGUGCUGCAGGAAGACUCCUCCAAUAUCGUGGAGCUGAUUCGCAUGGCUUUCGAGCGUAUCCGUUCCAAGAUGGACAUCCGGGCUGACUCAGUCCCUAAGUCCAUGAAGACAGAAUUUACCUCCUUGAAAUAUAAAAAGACAGAGUCUGGGUCGUUCCAUGUCAUCCGAGGGGAAGUGGGCAGCUUCAAGGUGCGUGUGAAAGCUCAUGAGUACGUGGGCGGGGAGCACGUCUGCAACCUCCCUAAGAAAGAGCAGCAAGGGGUAAUCCACGUGAAACCCUCCUCUUUGAGUGACAGCCUGAAAAUUGACGCCUCCGUCAUCUGUGAUGUCUGCCCCUGCGAACAGCAAAAGAUGGUUAGAUCGGCCAUGUGCAGUUCCAACGGGGACUUCGUCUGUGGGCAGUGCGUCUGCUACCCGGGCUGGCGAGGGGACAUGUGUGACUGUUCCACAGCCUCUUCCAGUGACAACCAGGCCUGCAUCCGCCCUGGAGACUCAGAGCCCUGCUCGGGGCGGGGCGAGUGCCUCUGUGGGAAAUGCCAGUGCUAUUCUGAGGACCUGACCCAGCGCUACGAGGGUGACUUCUGCCAGUUUGACAACUUACAGUGCCCGCGCACCUCCGGCUUCCUCUGCAAUGAUCGUGGUCGCUGCUACAUGGGUCAGUGUGCAUGUGAAAGUGGCUGGGGGGGCCCUGGCUGUGAAUGCCCCACAAGCAAUGACACCUGCAUCGACAGCAAAGGGGGGAUCUGCAAUGGCCGUGGGAGAUGUGAAUGCGGCAGGUGCAUCUGCGACAGGCCUUCUCGGUUCACUGACCUCACCUGUGAAAUCAGCUACUCCCUGGGCGUGCUGGGGGUUUGCGAAGACAUUCGAAGCUGCGUCCAGUGCCAGGCCUGGGGGACCGGGGAGAAGAAGGGGCAGAAAUGCCAGGACUGCUCUUUCAAGAUCCAGAUGGUGGAUGAACUGCAAAAAGCGAAGGAGGUGAACGAGUACUGCUCGUUCCAGGACGAGGAGGACGACUGCACGUACCGCUACACCCUGGAAGGGGAUCCCGGCACACUACACAACAACACCAUCCUGAUGCAGAAGAAGAAAGAGUGCCCACCAGGAAGCUUCCUGUGGCUCAUCCCCCUGCUCAUUUUCCUGAUGUUACUCCUGGGGUUGCUGCUGCUGCUCUGCUGGAAGUACUGCGCUUGUUGCAAGGCUUGCCUGGCCCUGCUGCCCUGCUGUGCACGAGGCCGCACUGUCGGGUUCAAAGAGGAUCACUACAUGCUGCGGCAGAGCCUCAUGGCUUCGGACCACCUGGACACCCCCAUGGUGCGCAGCGGCUCCCUGAAGGGCAGGGACACCGUCCGCUGGAAGAUCAACAACAACGUCCACAAGCCGGGCUUCUCCUCCCACACCACCACAAACCCCAAGGAGCUGAUUCCUUACGGCAUCUCGCUGAGACUGGCCCGGCUUUUCACCCAGAACCUCAUGAAACCGGACAGCCGGGAAUGUGAGCAGCUGCGCAAGGAGGUGGAGGAGAACCUGAACGAUGUUUACAAGCACAUUUCCGGUGUCCACAAACUCCAGCAGACCAAGUUCAGGUUGCAGCCCAAUGCCGGGAAAAGGCAGGACCACACGAUUGUGGACACAGUGCUCACCGCUCCCCUUUCGGCCAAGACGGAGAUCGUGAAAGUGACGGAGAAACACGUCUCUCAGGAGGCUUUCAAUGAGCUGAAGGUGACGCCGGGUUACUAUACCGUGACCUCUGACCAAGAUGCCCACGGGAUGGUGGAGUUCCAGGAAGGUGUGGAGCUGGUGGACGUCCGGGUCCCACUCUUCAUCAGGGAGGAAGACGACGAUGAGAAGCAGUUGCAGGUGGAGGCGAUUGAGGUCCCCAUGGGGACAGCGGCGAUUGGACGCAGGCUCGUCAAUAUCACCAUCAUCAAAGAGCAAGCCAGCAGCAUCAUCACCUUUCUGCAGCCAGCCUACUCUCACAGCCGCUUCGACCAGGUGGCCAGAAUCCCUGUGCGUCGGGAGAUCAUGGAAAACGGAAAAUCCCAGAUCACCUACAGAACUCGCGAUCUCACCGCGAAGGAUGGCAAGGACUACAUCUUCGCAGAGGGCGACUUGGUCUUCCAGCCUGGGGAGAUGCAGAAGGAGGUGCAGGUGGCGCUGCUGGAGCUGACCGAGAUCGAUGCCCUUCUGCAGAACCGCCAGCUCAAACAGUUUGCCGUGGAUCUGCUCAACCCCAAGUACGGCGCCAAGAUCGGCAAAUACCCGCAGACCACGGUGACCAUCACUGACCCAGAGGUUGUGGAUGGCAUACAGAUCCCAAUUGGCCUGGGCCAGUUCCCUCAGUCUCCCAGAGGCAAGCUGGGUGCACCGCUCAAUCCGAACGCCCAAGCUCUAAGCUCCAGGAAAAUCCGCUUCAACUGGUUACCACCGCCUGGCAAACCCACAGGGUACAAGGUGAAGUACUGGAUCCAAGGGGACCCUGAGUCGGAGGCCAGGUUGAUCAAUUCCACAGUGCCCUCAGCAGAGCUGAAUAACCUAUACCCCUACUGUGACUACGAGAUGCAGGUCUGCGCCUACAGCAACAUGGGCGAGGGGCCCUACUCGGAUAUCACCCACUGCCGCACCCUGGAGGAUGUUCCCAGCGAACCUGGGCGUCUGGCUUUCAACGUCGUCUCUUCCACUGUGACUCAGCUGAGCUGGGCUGAGCCUGCCGAGACCAACGGGGAGAUCACGGCCUACGAAGUCAGCUACGGACUUGUCAAUGAGGACAACGUUCCCUUUGGGCCCAUGAAGAAAGUUCUGGUUGAGGAGGCGAAGAAGCGCAUGGUUCUGAUUGAAAACCUGCGGGAGUCGCAGCCGUACCGCUACACGGUGAAGGCCAAGAAUGGAGCUGGCUGGGGGCCUGAGCGAGAAGCUACAAUCAACCUCGCCACACAGCCCAGGCGCCCAAUGUCCAUUCCCAUCAUCCCCGACAUCCCAAUCAUCGAUGCUGAGGGCGGCGAAGACUACGACAGCUACUUGAUGUACAGCGCGGACGUGAUGCGCUCCCCGUCCGGCAGCAAGCGCCCCAGCGUCUCCGACGACUCCGAGCAUCUGCCGAAUGGCCGGAUGGAUUUCACCUUCCCCGGCAGUGGGGGCACCCUGAACAGGACCUUGAAUGCUAGCUAUAACCAGCUGACCUCACACAUGCACCAGGAGAGGAGGCUGAUGGGCAGCUCGUCUCUGACCAGAGAUUACAGCACAAUGACCUCAGGAUAUGACCAGCCAGGGAGGAUUCUCCCUUCCAUACGUGAAGAUGCUGGCAGGAUGGCCCUGCUGCCCCAAGACGUAGGUGUCAGGAGCAGGGCAAAGGUGAAGGGUUCCUACGCCAGCAAUGGCUUUCGGGAUUCUAUAAUCAUGACUGAUGGGCCCACUGGGAUUGCCAAGUAUAUAGAUUCCAGAAUGGCCCUGGGCGUCCCUGACACUCCCACCCGCCUGGUGUUCUCUGCGCUGGGGCCCACCUCCCUGAAAGUCAGCUGGCAGGAGCCACAGUGCGAGAAAGAGGUGCAAGGCUACAGCGUGCAGUACCAGCUCCUCAGUGGAGGAGACGUGUACAGACUGAACAUCCCCAACCCCACUCACAACUCGGUGGUGGUGGACAACCUGCUGCCAAACCACUCCUACAUAUUCAAGGUGAAGGCCCAAAGCGAGGAGGGCUGGGGCCCCGAGAGAGAGGGCGUCAUCACCAUUGAGUCCCAGGUGGACCCGCAGAGCCCGCUGAGUCCUGUACCAGGUUCACCGUUUACACUGAGCACUCCCAGUGCGCCAGGACCCCUGGUGUUCACUGCCCUGAGCCCGGACUCGCUUCAGCUCAGCUGGGAGAGACCCCGCAAGCCCAACGGAGCCAUUCUGGGCUACAUGGUCACCUGCGAGAUGCUGCAUGGAGGAGGGGAACCCAGGAAUAUCUAUGUGGAGGGGGACAACCCGGAAACCUCCCUGACCGUGCCCUACCUGAGCGAGAACAUCCCCUACAAGUUCAAAGUGCAAGCCAAGACCACCCAAGGGUUUGGGCCAGAGAGAGAGGGCAUCAUCACCAUUGAGUCUCAAGAUGGAGGAGCUUUCUCACAGUUCGGAGGGCAGCAAUACAUGAGAGAGGAAGUGUACAACCUCCCCGCGGAAUACAACACCACCACCACCAUCAGCCACUCCUCUCUGGAGCCCUACUACACAGAUGGCAUGUUGAUGACCACCCAGCGGGUGGAGAGCAGUGGCACCCUCACCAAGCAGGUCACCAAAGAGUUCGUCAGUAGGACCAUGAUGUCCAGCGGAACACUCACCAAACAGAUGGAGACACAGUUCUUCGAAGACUGAGCUGGGGAGAGGCUGCCAAAGGGGUGUGCGUGUUCAGACUGCAGAGCUUUUCAGGCAGGCUCAUGCUAUGGUCAGCUUCCAGGCUCUGGGCCGCCGUGCCCACCUAAUCUCACCUGGGCAUAGAACUGCAGUGGCACUUGACACGCUGGUCAUUCCUUUGAAGCCCACCGCCGUGGAGGCGGCACGUCAGCAGAUGGGAUGGCAAGUGUGUGAUUGGCAUUUGGAGCGCUCCGUUUCCGGGCUGGCCGGCCUAGCAUCUCCACUGAGUGGUCUGUCGCAGAGGCUUCUCAGUGCAGGGUCAUUGGCCAGCCGUUUCUGGAGUCCCGUGUAGUAUAAUCCUUACCAGCUGACUUUGUGUGUAUGUGCUGCCUACCCACUCUCACAUGGCUGGCCUCCUGCUGGGAGUCUGCACUGGGCUUUGGUUUGUAUUUAAAUAUCCAGCUCCGCCUCUGUCUUGUGUGCUACCUGUCAUGCAUGGUCACUUUUAUUUUUCCAACCUGCUGGCUCAGCCCUGCUUUUCCCCCCUGUUCAUUUCACCAGUGGGAGGCAACUCCAUUGUGCUCUGCAAAUGUGCACAGUUCUAUUGUUUAUGAGCCUGUGUUGCAAUGUAGAUGGUCAGGGUAAUCGCUGCAUGCCUACCGCACCUGUUUGUGUAAAGCCCCCUGCUGCUAAUGUGUGGUACUGCAGUAACAAAUUAUAGCCUUAAUUUGCAUAGCAUUACCCACAAUGCUCUAUGAUGCAAUUUUGCUGAACUCUUGUACAGUUUUCCUCAUAUAUAUAAAUAUAUUUUAUUAUUUUAUAAAGAAACCUAGGUAAAUGAGAGCUACAAUGAGCAUUAAAGACACACAGCUUUUGGGAAACAUUUGUAAUAGCAGAGACUGGUUAAGGAGCCUGAUCCAAAGCCAAUGGGAAAACGCCCAGUGACUUCAAUGGGCUUUAGAUCAGUACCUAAAUCCUCCACUGUUGAUUUCUGCAGUACAGCAACCCAACCUCCUACAGCAUCCUGGAUCGAGGAGCUUGUGUACUGCAAAGCAUACAACAGUCCAGUCUUACUGUAGCUACAGCGUACUCUUGGGCGAAGGCCAAGUAAAGCCUGGAGGACUACAAGGGAAGAAUCAGAAUUGCUAGUUCAGUGGCGUAGGAUCGGAAGAAAUGUACUAUAAAUGGGUAAUAUUUUUGUUUUGUUGAAAGACCAACUUGGUUAUAAACCUAAGACCCCAAAUCCUUAUUGGUGUCACUUUCCCCACAGUGGAGCUUUAGUGCAGCUUAGGCAGAUAACAUUGCGUGACUUGUAAAGGCCUUUGAUCCCCUGCCCCAAAUACUCCCUGUAGUGUAUUACAUUCCACUGUCACCCAGUAACUACAAGGUGACAGCAGAGAGAGAAGUGGGGGCGGGACAGUCGCUCUCCUUUAGAGUGGAUGAACUGUUAGCCUCAGCCACGUCGUUCUUUCCCCAGCAUCAGCCAUUCUCAGACCACAUUGGGGCCAAGAACUGUGCUGGAACCCUGCCGUGCAUGGCUACCGCUUGGUGGCAAGGCUGUGGCUGCGUGAACCAAGUCGCUCCCACGGUCCUGCUACCCAAGGCUGAGAGUAGUAGGGGCUGUCGUGCAUCUGACCGUUGUCCAGUGAUCCUUUACUAGAGUUAUUGCCGUGUGUCUAGCUUCUGGGUCGAUGAGGCAUCCUAGCAUCUUGCCAUGCCCUUUGCUGCGUUCCCUCCCUGCUACUUCCCAACCCGGUGGUGCUGGAAUCUCUGUAUGUUCACUUUCCCUAGGGCAUUCAUGGCAAUGUGGUGGGGGGAGGAGCUUUGCCUUUCUGUCCCACACGCCUCUGCAAACACUGCACUAAGUUAUGCCAGCGGGGUGACUCGUUCGUAUGUUUCGCUUCCCAACCCUCUCCCCGAGGGGGUGUCUUUGAGGCGAGCGUUUCUGAUCAUAAUGUACAGUACUAACCGCAGGUUCCGUAGCCCAGUUCCGUAGCCACACGUCCAACCCAGCUGUGCCGAUGUUUAAUAUGGCUAUUAACCUAAAGACUUAAGGGAAGAUUUGCAAAGGCCCAAAGGGCAGUUAAGUACCCAACUCCCAUAGGAAGUCGGUGGGAAUUGGGCAGCUCCUAUUUAUGCCUUUGAAAAUCUCCCCGUAAGCCCCUCCAGGCCGUUGAACAGCGUUAGCUGGCUGAACAAGAGCUGAGGCAGCAUGGGCCAAAAGCUAGAGCUGUGGAUUGGGAGGCAAAACCCCUAGGGGGUUCUAGCCCUGGCUGUACCACUGACUCCUUCCCUGAGCUUGGGCAAGACACUUAACACCCUGGUGCCAUGUGGCACAUCUGUCAGAUGGGGAUGGCAGGACCCACCUUUGAAAUCUACCAAUGAGAAAUGCUCUUGAAUUGCCUCUUGUUUGACAUUUGGCUCUGAAGGGGUCUGAGCGUGGACUGGUUCAACUUCACCCUCAGCCGACUAGCAGGGGAGCUGCUCAUGAGCAUUUGGAAACUGUUCCUAGUGAGAACGGCAGCUCCCACCUUUCAUGGGUAAGGCCAGUUUUCAAAGGCCGCGGAACAAAAACAAUAGCUGCCCUUAUUCCCUGGAGGUGUCGUUGGUUUUAUUGAAGCGGACUAUGGAACUUCUCAGCCAUUCCUUGAGAACCAGAGAGAGCUCCCAGGACAGACCAUUUCAAGGGCUCAAUCUUGCACCUGGCUUCAAUGGGAAUUUUGCCACUGAUUUCCCUGUGAGCCAGACCCCUCUGUCUGUCUGUGUGUGUGUGUGUGUGUGAGAUUAAUAUACACACGUUCUCCCCAUUGUGCAUGACCAUCCUGUCCUAAACCUAGGUGGGAACUGGGGCUAGUUUAGUUUUUGAUCUAAAUACAAGAAGCCUGGUCUGUUACAAAUUAAACCAAAUGUGGUUUUACACAGCCCAUUAGAAAUAUUUAGUUACUGAAUGAAUGUCCAGUUGGCCUUAUAUUUCAGUUCCUGGCUUCCAGGGCUCUCGGCGACUAGUUUUUUCCUAGACAUGGACGUAUUUUCAGCUAAAGUGGCACUUCACCAAAGCUACACCACGUUGACUGUAGCCUCCCGUCGCUGUGCAUCACAGUACCUUGUACUGUAGUUAUAACACACUGAUUCGCUGCCACAGGAGAGUUCAUACAAUAAUUGUAACCAAAGAGUUAAUUAAAUUAUCUGGGGCAGAAUGCACCCUGGUGGCUGAUCCCAAUUCUAACAACCUGCCCUUUUAAAAAGGUUUGUAUAGAAGAGCCACAAUAGAACAUAACGACUUUUUUGUAGCUUUCAUGAGAUAAGUACAAUUGUUGGCACAUGAAUACUUCCGGUGUGUACCAAGGAAGAAUCUGUCCACAGGUGUUCUGGACCACAUGGCUUUA
This is a messenger RNA of Terrapene triunguis (Three-toed box turtle), 8991 nucleotides long. It is a transcript of the gene ITGB4, whose product is annotated as integrin subunit beta 4. Gene Ontology annotation, cellular component: focal adhesion; integrin complex; membrane. NCBI's taxonomy places the organism in Eukaryota, Metazoa, Chordata, Testudines, Emydidae. Gene Ontology annotation, biological process: integrin-mediated signaling pathway; cell adhesion mediated by integrin; cell migration. The record is from RefSeq and is a predicted model, not a curated record. Bases 221 to 5626 code for a protein of 1801 amino acids. Gene Ontology annotation, molecular function: integrin binding. The transcript has 40 exons.